Anopheles marshallii is the source of this 609-nucleotide messenger RNA. RefSeq lists its product as uncharacterized. Lineage: Eukaryota; Metazoa; Arthropoda; Insecta; Diptera; Culicidae. The record is from RefSeq and is a predicted model, not a curated record. Gene Ontology annotation, molecular function: acyltransferase activity, transferring groups other than amino-acyl groups. Bases 1 to 609 code for a protein of 202 amino acids. The transcript has a single exon.
AUGAGUUACGAGUACGUUAUAGCCACGGUUUCCGAUAGGGAACUAGUUUGCGAAGCCUUAGCCAACUAUUUCUACCCUGAAGAACCAGUUACCUUAGCCCAUCGGGAUGGUCCCGACGUCACAGUGGACGACAUGGAAAGUGCCCUUUCUCUGCUGGACCAGGGUACCAUAAUUCUGGCACGCGCAACUAUAACCCGCGAAUUAGUGGGGCUUGCGAUUGGAAGACCUCCAACGGGCGUCAUCGCGACAAGUAUCACCACACGAAAGUUUGCCGAUAUAACAGCAUUUCUAAAGUGUCUAAGUGCACGUGCUUCCGGUAACGAGAGUUCUUCCUCGUACCUUGUUACCAUGCUGGCAGUACAUCCUGCUCACCGUGGCCAUUCGAUCGGUCGUCGUUUGAUGGAGGAACAGAUCCGAUUGGUUCGUGCCCGUUGGCCAUCAACACAAAGUGUCACCGUGGAAGCAACAAGUGCCACCUCUUUGCGACUUAUGAAACGGAUUGGAAUGUGUGAAACGGCACGGUUAAGCUUUGCGGAGUAUAGAGACAAUGUUGGCGAGCAAAUGUUUCUUGGAACAGGUGCAGUGAUUCGGUUGGAGAUGAAACUGUGA